This is a messenger RNA of Sinocyclocheilus rhinocerous, 793 nucleotides long. RefSeq names its product protein FAM219A-like. Bases 1 to 591 code for a protein of 196 amino acids. NCBI's taxonomy places the organism in Eukaryota, Metazoa, Chordata, Actinopteri, Cypriniformes, Cyprinidae. The transcript is spliced from 6 exons. The record is from RefSeq and is a predicted model, not a curated record.
AUGAGCUGGCAGAAAUCAAACAGUAGAAAUAAAACUGCCCUGACACUUCUCUUUUUCCCUCUUUUCCACCAGGAUCCAGCAUCAUCGACCACAUCAGAGGCAGACUCAGAUACCAGGGAGAGUGAGCCUGCCACCCUUAACUAUAAACCUUCCCCUCUCCACAUGAAGAUAGACAAAAAGAGAGAGUUGGUUAGGAAAGGAUCACUGAAAAAUGGCAAUGCUGGAAGCCCUGUCAAUCAACAACCCAAGAAAAAUAACGUGAUGGCCAGAACAAGGCUAGUGGUUCCCAAUAAAGGUUACUCUUCUUUAGACCAAAGUCCAGAUGAGAAACCUUUAGUUGCUCUUGACACAGACAGCGAUGACGACUUUGACAUGUCUAGAUAUUCUUCGUCAGGAUACUCGUCAGCCGAGGUGAGGUCUCUAAGGGAACAGCAGAUAAACCAGGAUCUGAACAUCCAACUACUGAAAGAUGGAUACAGGCUGGAUGAGAUCCCCGAUGAUGAAGACCUGGACCUCAUACCACCCAAAUCCGUUAACUCCACCUGCAUCUGCUGCCAAGCCACCUCCUCCACUGCUUGUCAAAUCCAGUAAACCUGUCACCUUUUCCCCUCCCUGUGCUCCCUCUCUCUCUUCCCCUCCCUCUUUCCCUUUCAUAACCUCAGAUAAGACAUCUAAUCAAUAUUACAGAGGGAAAUGUACAGUAAACGUUAUGAUGAACAUGGUGUACAGGAAAAUGUGAACACACAGACACACAAAACACAUUACAUGUGCUAAUACACACACAUACACACAU